Paramecium sonneborni is the source of this 432-nucleotide messenger RNA. NCBI's taxonomy places the organism in Eukaryota, Ciliophora, Oligohymenophorea, Peniculida, Parameciidae. The record is from the annotation of a GenBank genome assembly.
AUGGCCACACAUUCUAUCUCUAAAUUCAAAUUCAAUAAUUCAAUAAAUAAAGAAUAGAUCAAAUUAUUGAAACAAUAAUUGAAUGAUAAAAAUAUUUAGGAUUCUUAAAUUAGUAAUUCAUAAUAAUCAAUAGUAACUAAUCUCACUUAACAAAUCUAAAAACUUAAUUCUUAAUCUCUAAACUUUAAUAAUAUUUUUGAUGAAAUAUAACAGCUAAAGCCUAUCAAAUAUAAUCAAUAUAGAACAUUCUCUUCACAUAAUUUAGAUCAAUCAUUAACUAAAAUCUUACAAAAGUUACAAAAAUCAACUCCUAAUCAUCAUAAUCAACAUGAAAUCAAUAAUAAUACAUAAAAUUAUAAAAAACAAUCUUAACCUAUUAAUAAUACUAUUCAAAAUAAUGAAGGAACGAUUAAGGAGGAUUACUAAUUUUGA